CAUCAACAUACUCCACAUAUUCAUCAUAUCACUAGAUUCCAUCAGAGUUGCAUCAUGGUUUCCCUUAAGAACUUCUAUACUCCACGCGAGACUCGCGAGCAGGUCUUCGCCGAUAUCAAGAGCGUCCUGCAAGCUAUCCUUGACUUCUGCAUUGCCAACAAGGACUUGCUGACCCAGGAGGAGCGAUCGUCUUUUAUAGAUGAAUACCGCAGUCUUGAAGAUGCUUAUGAUCAGUUGGGCAAGGACAAGGGCACAUCUUUUAAUAGCACCUUGCCCGGGCUACUCGACGAGUGCGAGAAGUUGAAGUUGAGGGUACAGAGGGCGUGCAGGAAACGCCGACAAGAUAACAUAAGAAAAGCGCCAGUAGCUCCAGCAGCUAUAGCUACCCCCGAAUCUUUCAAAUCAUCCAUUGCGCUGAUUGAUCCCGACCCACCUGUCAGGGCCCCAUCCGAAAUUUCCAUUUCAGCUCAGUCCAAUCCCAAUCUUGUCACGACAGGCGGAGACGGCUCGAACUCGAGCACUCCCAGCCUUUUAACAGGUACAAGCAGUUCUGUAGUCUCCGCCAGUAUUCCUGAAGCCCAAGAAACAGCCUCGAGCACCUACGCAGCACCCACGGAGAGAAGUUCACGUGCACCGCCUCCCGACCAAGGCCACAUCAUAUUCGACAAUAACAAUAACUGCAUGAUAUUCGAGCAAUACUCGUCUAUUGGGUCACCUACAUUUAACAUUGACUCCGAGGGGGCAACUGGAGCAACAUUGAUAUCCUGUCGUGAUGAUCCAUCUCUCGGGAUCUCAGCACGGCGUGAGGGUGUCAUGUAUUUCGGCCCUGGCGUGACAGCGUCUAGCGCAACCUUGAACGUCCGGUCUCCGGGUGCUUCUGGCGUCCGUGAGUACACUCUUAAUUGUAAUCGACUGAUGCAAGCUUGACGUUGACUGAAAUUAUCUUUGGUAGAACAAAUUGUUUCUUACCGCCAGAACCGUUGACUGAAUCAUUCAGUUGAGCGAGUUACCUAUAAUACCCACAAGCCUUGCGUGUGAGCGCAGAGUAUUAUACAAAUUUGUAAAUAGCUGUGCAUAAUAGUAGCGACUUGUAGGUCUAUAUUUACAUAAAUAGUACAUAUGCGACAUCGAAUGGGUUUCAAAAAGGCUUCUUCUAUU
Suillus fuscotomentosus is the source of this 1158-nucleotide messenger RNA. RefSeq lists its product as uncharacterized. The record is from RefSeq and is a predicted model, not a curated record. Bases 55 to 927 code for a protein of 290 amino acids. NCBI's taxonomy places the organism in Eukaryota, Fungi, Basidiomycota, Agaricomycetes, Boletales, Suillaceae. The transcript has 6 exons.